GGAGGCAGCGUAGCGGCUCGUGAACUCAUUUGACGCUGUGCCAAGAUACUCAAACAAACAUUCCCUUUCCAUUUGUGGGAGCGAAUCUAUAUGACAGUGUUGUUGAGUAUCUUCGUGUGUCCGUUUGUGUCUACAGUACAGUAAGUUCUGCUCACGGGCUCCUAGAAGUACUUGACGUGUGGGGUGAUGAUGCCCCAGCGUGAGGAAUGUAUCUGACCCUCUCAGUGCUGAAAGUUUUAUCUACGCUGAAUUCGUCUAGCGGUACCCAGCAUAAAGUCUUAAUGUGUCGAGAGAACUAAAUGAUUUUGGGUGGAUAUCCUAAGCCCACCAGCCUCAUUAUACCUGAACAUGGAGCCUGAGCGUUGUCUCUAACUUGGUAGUGUUGGGGUUGACAAGAGGAGGUCAAGACUACUCUGACCAUAUGACAGAUUAUUGAACAGAGGAAGUUUUCAGAUUAACCUAAAGGAUUACGGAAGUACAGCGAGAGAUUCUUAGUGUAUUGAAAAGACUUUCGAAAAGAUCGAGCGUAAUAACAGGUACAAACGUGGUGGUGCAGAAGACUGGAGGGCAUUGUACUGUUGUGUUAUGAGCGUCAUGUUCUGGCAAACGUAAGUCAAGUUGUUGUACCUGACACGUAAGGGGUCUUAUGGAACCUUGUGGUGUUUGUGUUGACUGUGCUACUAAGACCUUCCACCAUGGCGUCGCGGCCCCCUGGACAGUGUUGCGCCGGGCGCUGUGGUGUGAGUGAGGACGUGUAGGUGUGACUUAAGCGUUGGUGACGGGAGUAAACCGCCGCGGUCAUGGACGGCCACAGGAGCGGUGACCUGACGGCGCUGCAAUACAACCAGCGGUCAUCACGGUCGCUGGGGCGGUGUUCCGUGUGCUGUUCUCGCCUCGUGUCCAUUUUGUGCUCCAACAUGGGCGUGUGCGCCCUGGUGCUGCUCUACACCGUGGUGGGCGCCUUCAUCUUCACCACCAUCGAGGGUGGCGGUGACAUGGCCAUCCAGCUGGACCCCCUGCACGGCCGCCCCGCCCCGCCCCGCGACUCAGCAGUCAUGGAGUCAAUGCGUCAGCACGCACAAGGUCUCCGUAACGAGACGGUGGAACACCUGUGGACCAUCACGGAGUCCCUUAACAUCCUGUACCGCGACAACUGGACCAGAGUGGCUGAACAGGAGCUGCUCAGGUUCAGCGAGAAGCUCCUAAUUAGACUGUACGAGGAGCAACUUCCGCCCAACCCCGCGCCCACCACCGCCCACGCCUCCUACCAGUGGACCUUCGCGGGCUCCUUCCUCUACUCCCUCACCGUAAUCACCACUAUAGAGGCCAGAUAUUUCCAGAUGCGUAGUGUUGCUAGAUACUUCAAGAUGUCAAUUGUUAUCUUGUUCACCAAUAUAUUUAGAUGA
Molecule: messenger RNA, 1406 nt
Organism: Homarus americanus (American lobster)
Lineage: Eukaryota; Metazoa; Arthropoda; Malacostraca; Decapoda; Nephropidae
Product: TWiK family of potassium channels protein 7-like
Exons: 3
Coding region: 801-1406 (201 amino acids)
Biological process (GO): potassium ion transmembrane transport; stabilization of membrane potential
Cellular component (GO): membrane
Molecular function (GO): potassium ion leak channel activity
Source: RefSeq, a predicted model, not a curated record